Messenger RNA from Rosa rugosa (rugosa rose), 2643 nucleotides. Its product is annotated as heavy metal-associated isoprenylated plant protein 33-like. Gene Ontology annotation, molecular function: metal ion binding. The transcript is spliced from 3 exons. Bases 612 to 2222 code for a protein of 536 amino acids. NCBI's taxonomy places the organism in Eukaryota, Viridiplantae, Streptophyta, Magnoliopsida, Rosales, Rosaceae. The record is from RefSeq and is a predicted model, not a curated record.
AGACCUUAAGCUGAAGCUUGAAGCUUGAAGCCACCGCCGAAGCUCCAGUAAUGGCUAAUUCUAAAUCCAAGCCAAGCCAGAUCCACAUGGCUAUUUGCUAUUAGUAAAAAAUACCAUUAAAUAAACCCCCCCCUAGAGAGAAUAGAGUGAAUGAAAGCCUUGGAGGCAACAAACAACACACUCUCUCUUUCAGUCUACUACUCACAUCUACCUCUUCUCUCUCUUACCCUGAAAUAGAGGAAGCAGAGAUACCCAUAGAAGCUUUAAUGUCCACCCACCGCUUCUGAGUCCCCCCUCUCUUUCUCUUUCUCUUUCUCUUUCUCUCUCUCUUUCUUCAAAGACUGAACCUUUGCUAUUUGGUCUAAAUCCUUCUCUGCUCAGAGACGCAGACCCAUUUCGCAUUUCUUGCCCUCUGUGUUGUUGUUGCUUAGAUAGGUCCCAAAAAGAAAGAAACAGAGACACCACCAACUACAGCCUUUCUGUAAUUCCCUCUCAACCAUUUCCCUCUGUUUCUGCAGCUACUGUUUCUCUUAGAUCUAUCACCGACCUGCCCUUAUUUCUAUUUCCAUUUAUUGUAGUCUUGUGUUUGUUGCAUUUGAGUUUUAGUAGCCAUGAGUAAAGAAGAGUUCUUGAAGAUCCAGAAAUGUGCUCUCAAAGUUAACAUUCACUGUGAUGGAUGCAAGCACAAGGUGAAGAAAAUCUUGCAGAAAAUUGAUGGGGUUUGUACAACCGACAUAGAUUCCGAGCAGGGGAAGGUGAUCGUUUCCGGCAAUGUUGACCCCUCCGUUCUGAUCAAGAAGCUCGCGAAAUCAGGGAAACGUGCAGAGCUCUGGGGCGCUCCGAAGGCCAACAACAACAAUCAGAACCAGAACAACAUGGCCAAUCAGUUGAAGAACAUGCAACUUGACAAUGGCAAAGGUGGGAAUAACAAAGGCCAGAACAACCAGAAGGGCGGCGGUGGAGGCGGAGGAGGAGGCAACAACAAUCAGCCUAAGGGUGGAGGACAACAAGGCCCAAACCCUCAGCAACAGCAACAGCAACAAAUUCAACAGCAACAGCAAAUGCAGCAGCAACUCCAGCAGCAGCUGCAGCAGCUUCAGCAAAUGAAGGGGUUGCAAGAUCUGAAGCUGCCCCAAUUGAAAGGGAUGCAAAUGCCUCCUGGUAUUAAGGGGCCGAACCCACCUAGCCAGAACCAGAAGGCUGUCAAAUUCGCGGACAUGGACGAAGAUGACAUGACUGAUGGUGAGUAUGAUGACGAGGAGGAUUUUGAUGACGAGGAGGAUUUUGAUGACGAGCACGAGCUGGAUGAUCCUCGCCUGCCUCUGAAUAAGAUGAUGUCGGCGGCAAUGGGUGGUGGUGGUCAGGGGCUGCCUCCUAUGAUGAUGAAUGGAAUGAACCACCCACAGAUGAUGAAUGUUCAGAAGGCUGGUGGUGGACAACAGAAUGGUGGCGGCGGCGGCGGCGGUGGUGGUAAUGGUGGAAAGAAAGGUGGUGGCGGCGGCGGAGGAGGGGGUGCGACGUCUCAGGGGAAUAUGGUUGGUGGCGGUGGAAAGAAAGGCGGUGGCGGUGGCGGUGGUGGAGAUCAUGGUCAAAAUCAAGCUGGGGGUGGCGGCAAAAAUGGAGGCAAGAACAGUGGUGGGUUUCCCCCAAAUGGUGGUGGUGGGGCACAGAACAAGAAUGGUAACGGAGGCCAAGGUGGUGGUGCUAAUGGCAAUGGAGCUAAAAAGGGUGGUGGUGGAAUGAGUGAGGCUCAACUUCAUGCUAUGAUGAGCCACCACCAGAACAUGGGUGGGAGACCUCAAGGCAUGCCUGGAGGUAAUGUGGGGCAGCAGAUGCCUGGGAUGAGCCAGAUGAACAUGGCAAUGGGUCCAAUGGGUCCAAUGCCAAUGGGUCAGAUGGGCCAAAUGCCGGCUGUUCAAGGUCUACCGGCUGCCGCCAUGAGAGGCGGCGGUGGCCCCGGUGGCUACUUCCAAGGAGCUGGGCCUGAGGCCAUGCCUGGUAACCCAUACCAGAACCCACAGUUAAUGGCUGCAAUGAUGAACCAGCAGAGAGCUAUGGGCGCCGGGGACAGGUCGUUCCAGCCUAUGAUGUAUAAUAGGAUUCCUCCAUCGACCAACUACAUGCCGCCCCAGCAUUACCCAUACCCUCCUCCUCCACCUGGUGGUGACCCCUACACCCAUUUCUUCAGUGAUGAGAACACUUCAAGCUGCAAUGUGAUGUGAAGCCAGAGCAAUCGACGGGAAGUUAGUGCUUGAUCUUCUGAGGAAUUGGGUUAGCUGCUGAGUUUGUGGUGGUGCUUCAGUUCAUGGGUUCUAAGGACUAGAAAUCUGAUGAUGCCAUAUUAUACAUGGAAAUGUUUUUUUUUCCUUUAGUUUUAAUUUUCAUCUUUCAUUUUACCUUUUAUCCUAAGUUAUAUUAGGAUUAAUUAUCAAUAGGGGAGUAUCUAUAGAUAAUAUAAUUAAAGCUUCUAGGGGAGAAUGAUGGGGGAUGUAAGUGAGGAAGAAAUAGUGUUUGCGAGCAUUCUCUUCUUUAUGAGAUGUUUAUAUGUGUUUAUAAGUUGCAGACAACAAUAAUAUAUGAAAAAGAGAACAUGGGAGAAGCAAAACAACCCCAACUCUCUCUCUCUCUCUGCCCAUUUUCUCC